CACGUGACUGCUUGACCCCCAAACAGAAAUAAAGUGACUUUAGCUCGUAGGUUCGCUAUGUAUCUACGUCGGGGUUUACGGAUCCAGGCUGUCGGGAGCAGGUUGGCUCCGUUCGGCCGUUCGCACCGUGUCUGCGGCGCAGAGGUAGCUGCUCUGACAGUCCUCUUUGCUGCUGUUGUGCUAAUGAACCUCGACCUGUCGCUCGCCGCUGCUGCGGAGCGCUGCGACAGUCCUGCUGGCGGUGGCUGUGGGAGACCUGCCGGGCACCCCCACCACCACCACCAGGAGAGACCUCUGUGCACCAAAAGUGACGAGGUGAGGCUGGCGGAGGAAGCCAGCAGGAGGUACGGCUCCCUGGCCCCCACCAUCUUCUCCAAAGUCAUCGAUAAAAGCAUCCCUGCUGACAUUAUUUAUGAAGACGACAAGUGUUUGGCUUUCAGAGAUAUCAGUCCUCAGGCUCCUGUUCACUUCCUGGUUAUACCAAGAGUCCCCAUUCCCAGGAUCAGCGAGGCCAAGGAUGAUGAUACCGAGCUCCUGGGACACUUGCUGGUUGUUGCCAAAAAUGUGGCAAAGCAAGAAUCUCUAGAUGAAGGAUAUAGAGUGGUGAUCAACGACGGGAAGCACGGUGCUCAGUCAGUGUUCCACCUUCACGUCCACGUGCUGGGAGGACGACAGAUGAAGUGGCCGCCGGGAUAACUCUUUCAUGGAUAUGCUGAUGUGUUCGUCACAUGCUAACUUUAUAUCGCUUUCUUUUUCUCCUUGUCUCUGGUUCUGUUUACACGACUUUCACAGUAGAAAAGUUAUGUGCACGGUGAGGCUUUGGGUCUGUCUACUUUUUUUAUCAAUCCAUUUUGUACAUUUAAAAUGUGAAUAUGUUGAUUUUUGACUAGUAUAACAAAUCAAAAGUAAAUACUAUGUUUGAUAUGGAAAAAAUAAAGACUCUAAAUAAAAAAAAUACAA
Messenger RNA from Salarias fasciatus (jewelled blenny), 960 nucleotides. It is a transcript of the gene hint2, whose product is annotated as histidine triad nucleotide binding protein 2. NCBI's taxonomy places the organism in Eukaryota, Metazoa, Chordata, Actinopteri, Blenniiformes, Blenniidae. Bases 58 to 696 code for a protein of 212 amino acids. The record is from RefSeq and is a predicted model, not a curated record. The transcript is spliced from 5 exons. Gene Ontology annotation, molecular function: catalytic activity.